Molecule: messenger RNA, 6973 nt
Organism: Anastrepha ludens (Mexican fruit fly)
Lineage: Eukaryota; Metazoa; Arthropoda; Insecta; Diptera; Tephritidae
Gene: dally
Product: division abnormally delayed protein
Exons: 11
Coding region: 1-2739 (912 amino acids)
Biological process (GO): positive regulation of canonical Wnt signaling pathway; cell migration; regulation of protein localization to membrane
Cellular component (GO): extracellular region; cell surface; plasma membrane
Source: RefSeq, a predicted model, not a curated record
AUGUACGAUGGUGUUUUGCGCCUCAAAAUACCCAAUGGUGCCAACAUUAUCGGAUUUGCGGACGAUAUAGCAGUAGUUAUUACGGCGAAGAAACUGAGCGACAUCUGCGAAAAAGCAAAUCGAACCAUAGCGUCCGUUAAUUCAUGGCUGAUGCAAAACGGCCUUCAACUCGCCGAGCAAAAAACGGAGUCCGUUCUCAUAUCAAGCCGGAAAAAAGUAGAAGUGGCAACUAUACAAGUUGGCAAUCACAGCAUCACGGCAGUACCAGAAGUUAAAUAUCUGGGAAUAAUGAUAGAUAGGAGAUUAUCCUUUAAAACUCACCUGGAGUAUACGACCAAAAAAGCAUCAGUAACAGUAGCAGCCUUAUCGCGAAUAAUGCUAAACGCCCGCGGGCCAAAACAACGGCGACGUCAACUCCUAGCAAGCGUGGUGAAGAACCAAAUAUUAUAUGGUGCUCCGGUUUGGCACAUGGCUACGCAACAUCCUUCCUAUUUCCGCGGUAUAAAGGCAGCGUAUCGUUUAUGUGCGCUUCGAGUCUGUUCCGCAUUUAAAACGGUUUCAGAAGAAGCAGCGCUGGUUAUAGCUGGGAUGUAUCCAAUAGAGAUAUUGGCAAACGAAGCUGCAGUAUUGGCUGACCGUGAAACGCAACGCAUCGUAGCACGGGAAACCAGUACCCAAACUUGGCAGCAAAAGUGGAAUAAUACAACGAAAGGCCGCUGGACACAUCGCUGCAUUCCAGACUUGCGAAGCUGGAUUGAAAGAAAACACGGAGAAGUGGAUUUCUAUCUGGCGCAAUUCUUAACCGGGCAUGGAUGCUUCAAAGCAUACCUGCAUCGGUUCAAACAUGAAUCGGAUCCCAUUUGCGAUUACUGUGGCGUAAACGCGAUAGAAGACGUUCACCACGUAUUCUUCGAAUCAACAACUAUAAUCAAAUUGAAAGCAGAUUCAGAUACAGAUGCCAAUGUCAUUACUGUUGUUGCUGGUGCUGGUGCUGGUGCUGCUGUAGUUGCUGUAACCGAUAUAUUCGAUAGAGUGGUAUUUCAAAAAGAAGAACAAGCAAUACUUAAAGACAUAGCCGAGAAUGUGGAGGCAUUGUUGAAGUACCAUGGACAACCAAGUUGUCCCAAAAUAAUUGGUCAUAUUUGUGGCGGCCAGUGCUGCACGAACGCGACUGAAUUGGAGCUGAGACAGAAGUCCACCGCCGUAUUUGAACGUCUGUUGCAUCACCACACCAAAAGUCUAAGCGGCAUACUCGUCUCCACGGCGAAUUUGUUUCAAAGUCAUGUGCUUGAGCUUGCGGAGCAGUCUGAAAACAAAACGUUGGCGGUAUUUUCUCAAGUGUACCGACGUAUGGUGCCUCAAUCAAGCGAAUUAAUCCACCAGCUUUAUUCCGAAAUCAUGAACCACCUGAGGAAUGCUAACAACAAUAACCUCAAUACCGGCAGCAACCUAAGCGAUCUGGAAGAUGCCAUACAGAAAUUCUUUGUAAAUCUCUUUCCGGUCGCCUAUCACCAGGCGGUGCACUUGAGCAAGGACAAUUACGGCGAGUUACACGAGGAUUACAUCAAUUGCUUGAAGCACACAUUCGACGAUCUACUACCAUUUGGCAGCAUACCCAAAGAGAUCAAACAGAAUCUGCUACAAAGCGUGCAAACGGCGACAAUCUUCUUAAAUUCGCUACAGCAAAGUGCCGAAGUGCUUAGCGAGACUGAUGAUUUGUAUGCAAUGUAUCUGACCAAUACCUGUCAAAACCAUUUACUCAAAAUGAAUUUCUGUCCGAGUUGUAUGGGACUGCAGAAGAGCCACGUGAAGACGUGCUACAGCUUCUGCAUGAAUGUACUGCGCGGCUGUUCGGCUCAAUACGCUGGCGUAUUGGAUAGCCCUUGGUCGAAUGUCGUGGAUGCCAUUCAAAACCUAGUUACGACGCACAUACGUUCGGACAGCGGCAUUGUAACAACAAUCAAGCAACUGGAUAUCAAAUUAUCUGAAACAAUCAUGCGGGCUAUGGAAAAUGGACCUGACCUAGAAAUGAAGGUUAAGAAAACAUGUGGCACACCCAAAUUAUUGCCCUCACUGACCGCAGACAACGAGCUGCGUUCUCCGCAACCGCACAACAUUAAAUGGGCCACCCCACCGGAUGCGGAAAUCCUGCACUUCCAAUCCACCAUAGACAAAUCCAAAGAAUUCUACUCAAACAUCAUCAACAAUGUUUGCGAAGAUGAAGAUAUCCAACGGAGUGAUCAUAACUGCUGGACAGGCGAUCGUGUCGGCGACUACACCCAACUGGUAAUGGCUCAAGGUUCGGAUACGCAACGUUACAAUCCUGAAGUGCCGCUGGUGUCUAAUUCGCAUUCAACGAAAUUGAAUGAACUGGCGGACAAAUUGAUAAAAGUGCGCAAAAACAUUGGAACAGCGAUACCAUCCACAACACGUUCAUACUCAGACAUACAAAGCGACAUGGCGCGCCAUGAUGAGGAAGGUUCGGGUCACAUGCCUGACGACAUGGAUGAUGAGGAAUACGGUAACCAGAAUGGCUCCGGCGACGGCUCUGGCGAUGGUGCAACUUCAUCGCCAUUCGAUCCGUUGGGUCCAACCGAAAUCAUCAACAAUGAGAUUGAAACACGUCAAGACUCGGCGGCGACGGCGCUCACAGCCGCGUGCCCCAGUCGCAUCAGCACACUGAUUGCCGGCGCAGCAGUACUAGUCACAUACGCAGCCCUUUUGCGAAGCAGAAGCUAAACACAAGCAAUGCACCACAGCGCAGCUCGCCAGCAAUAAACGUAUGGGGAAUGCAAACUAAUUUUGUUGCACUUUAGAAAUACUAUGUAUAAUUAAUUGAUAUAUGUAUGUAUGUAUGUGAACGACAAAGUAAAAUGGAAAAAAUUACUUAUAUAAAAAUUUAAUUUAAGUAUACAUAUGUAUGUGUAUAAGAUACUUGGUGGACACACAAAGGUGUCAUAAGUGUUGUAUUGUUGUAUGUUGUAAAUUUUUAAGCGGCUAAAAGUGUAUUUGAAGGAUACGCAAGGCAUCGCACAAGUCAUAUUAUGAAUUUUUUCAAAGUAAAAAAAUAGCUGGUUUGGGUUUCUAGGCCUUUAAACCGUUAUUUAAACGUUAAGAACUUUAGGAUAUACGAGAAUAUGACACUUACGACACCUUGUGAAUCUCCCAACUGCAUGCACUUGUGUAUGAGUAUACGUGCAUGAGGUGUAAUUAGUGAUCGAACAUAGCAAGCAUGUAAGUGUGUGCGAAUGCAUAACAAUUGUAUGUGGAGUGCAACUGUAACUAACAACAUUGUACACAUACAUAUACACAUAUAUUGCGCACUUACACUAAGUUUUAUACACAUACAUAUCUAUACAUAAAUUUACUGAAAGCCACACGCAUGACACACAGGUGCAAGGUAGACAAGAAGAGCGAGUGAGAGAGAGAAAGCAGGCAAAGCAUUAAGCCUUGGCGCAGCACACUUUCAGGCGCAUAGUUGCGCGCGCAUUCAAUUCAACUCAACUUAAGGAAUUUACUGCUUUACAAAUACUGUUCUGCUUUCGAAGGAAAAAAUGUGUACGCAAAAGUUAACUAAAGAGGCCAAAAUUAUUGAGAGUGUAGUUUAUGCAACGGCAAAGUGUGGGCGCUGUUUUAUAAAUUGUUUUAUGUAAGUAGUAAUUAAAUUUUGCAGCUACCACAAUUCGUAUAUGUGUAGGUAAUAGUUUGCGAAAGUAUUUGUGAAUUGGUGCCUGUGACGAAAUAUUUGUAAAGAUAUCCUUUUGGAGAAAAUUAUGAAAUAUUUAUAUUAAGAAAAACUAAAAAAAAAAUUAAUUAUUGGUCGACAGAAUUUUGCGAAUAACGGUCAGUUUUUCAAUGUGAGUUUGACUUGCUGCACUGUGGUGAAGUUUCUAAUUAACCAUGGCGCUGCGUUUUACUAAACAGCAGUUAAACUUGCACCAAAUGGCUGAUGCUAAGGAUUUCAAACUCCAAUUCUCCAUUUCUCCAUUUCUUGAAAAUGUAAAAUAAUUUCAAAAAAAUGUUGAAUCUUUGCGUACGCCUUAGCCAACAUUUAGUGCAGCAGAACAUAGACUAAUAUAUCAAAAGUGUGUUUCUUUGGUAUCUAGAAGAAAAAAAUAUUACAGCAACUAAAAUAGACUAACCAACAUCAUUAACUUCCUAGCAGCUAUACAUAAUGACAAAACAAUGUUUCUAUAGUUCAGCAACUUAUGUACAUGUAAACUUAGAGUAAAUGGCAGAUAUUAGCACUUAAAAGCUAUGUAAAAACUAAACAAGCAAAUAUGGAAGAGUUAUUGAACUCACCGAGCGUUUUGAUUGCAGCGCGCGCCUACUUAUCUACUUAUCUAUUAUUGGGCUGCUGAAAGUUAGUCACUAUAAAUGAUUUACUAAGCACCGUUGUGACUUUGAACUGUAAAUAUUAAGUUUAAUUAAGGCAUAAAUAUUUGUGGAAUGAUUGUCUGUUCAUGUAUUUGAGGAGGUGAGGAAAUGUUUCAAUUGGCUUUAACUUGAAAUGCGUGUGGACAAACUAUUGCCGUAAAUUGCAUUGCACAACAAGAACAAAGUGUCACAAAACACUGAAACUUUUUUUUGCUGUAUUGUACAAUAAUUUAUGUAAUUUAAAGCAAUUAGUUAUUUGCCCGAAGUGCAGGAAUAGGUUGAACUUUUACGUUGAAUGUUAACCGUCAACGAAAUUAGGAAUCACUUUUUAAUUUAAAGAAAUUGUAUAUUUAACUUUUCUAUUUUUACAUAUUUGUUUAUGAUUUUUAGAAAUUAUUAGAAUUAACUUUUUCCGUAAAAAAUGCUAUAUUUAACUUUUCUAUCAUUUAAUAUUUAUUUAUGGCUUCCAGAAUUUUUUUAGAAUUUAUAAAUUACUUUUACGAUAUUAGAAAUCACUUUUUCAAUAAGAAAAAAAGUAUAUUUAACUUAUCUAUUUUUUACAUAUUUGUUUAUGAUUUUUAAAAUUUUUUAAAAAGCACUUUUUCUGUAAAAAAUGUGUAUUUAUGACUUUGUGUAUAUCAAAAAUUAUUAAACACAAAUAUUUAUGACUAAAUGAAGUUUACUUGAAUAAUAACGGUGCUGGCUCGCUGCCACGACCGUCAGUUCUGCAUUACCGUAAAGAGCCGGAUUUAUAUCCGGUCAAGGACUGUCACUCCAGCAACAUUCUCCAAACAUUUAAGCGGAAUUUGUAUGCUGUUCUAACAACAGCAGCGGAGCUAGCUAAUAAGCAUUAAUUAUGACUACUAACUGUUAUUUCAAUACCGUUAUAAAUUCUCGUUUUUAUCUCUUAUUCUAUUAUUUAUCGUUAAAUAUGGAAAUUGAGCGUUGCAAGCAUUAACAAACUAUUUUUAAUCCGUUACUGGUAUUUUCGUAAGUUUAAGUUUUCACUCCAAUUUGCCCAAAUUUUUUAAGAAAAAAAACUUCUUUUUCUUUCAAAUAGUACAGCUCAAUUAAUUUAAUUUUGAAUGCGCGGCAUGCUCUAGCAGCAUUUGAUGCACAAACAAUAUGACUAAAAAUCAGUGCUAAUAUUUGCAACAAAUAAAUUCGGACAUAAAAUAACUGUAUUUAAUCAGGUAACAACCAUCACAAUAAAAUGGCCAGAAUUAAGAAGAAAAUUUCACUUCUUACAAACAUAACUGCAUAUCUACAUGCAUUAAAACUUACAUAACUACAUCAUGCACGCAUACUUAGUCACCUUUUUUAUAUACAUAAAUAGUACUGCUUAACCAACAAACUUGAAUGUGCCAUAGAAUUUAAAUGCUACAGCCAACUGUUAAUAAAUAUUCACACCUACGAGUACGAGUGUGUCGUUAAGCGCUUUUCAUGUGCAUGCACGUCAUCUUAAGCGGCAACAUGCGCACACAUACAUGCACAUACACAGAUUUGUAAUUCUUUGCUCAACCAGCUUUUUGCAUAAAAGCCGAAAACACAAAAUUUACUAUCAGAGACAGGGAGCUGCUACGCAUUUGUACAACACGCGAAACAAAAUAUACCAGCUCAACAUUUUGACAAGUUUUGGCUAUUUAUUUAAUUUUUUUCAAUUUAAAUUAUUUUCUUAUAAAAAUAUAGCUCAUUAUGCAAUAAAUACCAUAAUUUCAAAUCUUGCACAAAAUUUUAAAAAAUUCGACAAAUAUGUCAUAAAAAUUUUCAAAUUUUUCAAUCAAAAUUUCCAGAAAAUCUUCUAAUACCCAGUUUUAUAUCCUAAUCAAUUUUCGUAUAACAAAAGGCAACUUUGAACGACUCAAAAUUCUUAUAAGUGUUUAAUAAUUUCUUCUUCUUUGUAAUAAAACUUAAUGUGAUAUAAAACUUUUUCUAUACAUCCUAAUUGAAAAUGCUGAAGUUUUAAUGAGAAUUUGUCCAAUUUAUUAUCUUUGUACUUUUUUAAAGAAUGAAUGAAUGAGUGACUCAAAAUUCUUAUUGAAUUUUGAUAAAUUUUCCUUCAGACGUUACUGCGUAUUUUCUUCAUAUCAAAAAUGCUCAUAGAUUUGCUAUAUGGAAAAAAUGCGCAACCUUCUCAUAAAAAAGCUACAAAAAUUUUCUAACAACUUAAAAUUUUUGGUUUAUUAUAAUAAAAUUUAAUGGGAUAUGAAACUAGAUUCGAAAAUUUUCGAAAAAUUCUGAUUAAAAUUUUAUUGAUUAUUUUAUUUUAUUUAUUUUUUUAUUAAAAUUUUUAUUUUAUUAUUAAAAAUUUUUUAUUUGAAGUUUCUAUGAAUAUUUCUCGAAUUUUUUAUCAACUUUGUACGAAGUGUGAAACUUAGUUUAAUAUGGUAUUUAUUAAAGGAUGAAGUAUGUUUUUAUAAAAAAUAAUUUUAACUAAAAAGUAAUUAAAUAAAUAGGCUGCGCUCAAAAUUUGGAGGUGCUAUAUUUUUGUGCGAACUCCAUGUAAAUAUGUACGAUUUAAAAUAAAAUCAGUUUUCUAAUUUACUACUUUCGCUUUAACUAAAGACUUUCCGAAAAAUUUCUUAUUCGAAAAAAU